CCACCGAGCAGAACAAACGGAGAUCAGCUGUUGGAACGACUUACUGGAUGGCGCCAGAAAUUUUCACCAGGAAGCCCUACGGCCCCAAAGUGGACAUCUGGUCCUUUGGCAUCGUGGGGAUCGAGAUGGUGGAAGGAGCGCCUCCGUACCUGAUGAAAACCUCCCGCACGGUUCAAGAGCUGAUAAGCACCGGGGCCCCCCCGAAGCUGCAGAAGCCCAGGCAGCAGUCGGCGUGGCUGCGAGACUUUCUGCACUGCUGCCUGGAGAGGGACGAGGACAGGCGCUGGUCUGCCCAGGAACUUCUGCAGCAUCCGUUUGUAACAUCAGCCAAGCCAGCCUCCACCCUGACGCCUCUGAUCAUGGCCACGCAGCAGUUCAUGGCUGACAGGAGAUUCUAG
Passer domesticus (house sparrow) is the source of this 398-nucleotide messenger RNA. RefSeq names its product serine/threonine-protein kinase PAK 2-like. The transcript has 3 exons. Bases 48 to 398 code for a protein of 116 amino acids. The record is from RefSeq and is a predicted model, not a curated record. Gene Ontology annotation, biological process: intracellular signal transduction; regulation of actin cytoskeleton organization; regulation of MAPK cascade. Gene Ontology annotation, cellular component: cytoplasm. NCBI's taxonomy places the organism in Eukaryota, Metazoa, Chordata, Aves, Passeriformes, Passeridae. Gene Ontology annotation, molecular function: ATP binding; protein serine/threonine kinase activity.